UUUGAUAGUCAGCGUUACACGUACGUAGGUGUUCACUGUCCUUCACUAUGUGCAGCCUGUUUAUGAAAAAAAUUCGAAGAAAUUACAGGAGUAAAGCUGGUGAUUCAGACGAUGAGCAAAGUCAGGAGUCUGAAAGCUUAUAUGAUGAAGCCGUUAAAGAAAUAACGUCUCAAAUUAAACCUGAUGUAUCGUCAAUCAAGAAGAACAAGAGCGUUUUAAGUUUCGAGGAUGAUCUUGACCCAGAUGAUGGUGACACAUUUAAAGUUAAGAAAUCUUCAAUGAGUCGUAAGAUUACUAAACAAACGAAAGAAAGUAAAAAGAAGAAAAACCAUGGAAAUGACGGCUUAAAGAUAGUCGGUGACUUUCAUAAGAAUUUAGUUUCAUAUGAGGAAAGCUCUCCUGAUCCCGAAGAAAAUCUUGAGAAUUUAAGAAAAGAAUUAUUGAAUUUAGCCGAAGAUGAAACAACCUCUGAAGUAGUUCCAUCUGUGAAAUCCGAACCCAGCAAUGUGACUUCAAUGAUAAAGCAGGGUGUAAUCCCUGAUGCGGCAACAAUACAUUUGGCUCGUAAACAACGUGAGAAAGCUAAAAGUCUCAUUGAAUCAUCUGAUCAUUCACCUACCUAUUAUUCAUCUAGUAAAAAUGAUGGUAAACGUUUAGUGAGAGAAGAUGAUGACGAUGAUGAGUUGAAUGAUGAUGAAGAUGCCAGUGAUAUGACAACUGUCUCAUUUUCAAACUCUGCCAGUGAAAUGAGACCAGUUUUUGUUGUCAGUAAAGACCGUGAAACUUGUAGUAAACGCGCAGUUAUAGGUGCUCGUUUGAAUCGUCGUGAAGAAGAAUUGAAAUGCAUUCGAGAAGAUUUCAUGGCAGCUGAACAUGGUAGUGAUCGAGACAGUGAUCAAGAGAUUGAAUGGGAAAGACAACAACUUCAAAAGGCUAUUAUUAAUCAAAAUCCUGCUGUUUUAGAAGCUAUUCAACCAAUUCUUGGUACUGAAGAUUCUAAUAAUACUACAACAUCUGCAGAUAGUACUAUACUUGGUGGAUUAAAUGUUACAGAUAUAACAUUGCCAAAAUUAAAAGAUAAUUUACAAGAGAAAUACAAUAAGUUGAAUGAAUCACUAACGAAGCAUAAAACAUCAUUAGAAGAGGCGAAACGUGAUUUAGAACGUGGCAAGAUAAUAAUUGCAGAUGCUCGUGAAAAACUUCCUAACUUAGCAAAACAAUUUAUGUUUUAUCAAGAAAUGAAAGAUUAUAUUGAUGAUUUAAUAUCUUGUUUUAAUGAAAAGAUGUCAAAAAUAGAAUAUCUAGAGAAACGUUCUAUUAUAAUAUUUCGUGAACGUUAUGACAAAUUAGUUGAACGUCGACGUAUGGAUAUGAAAGAUAUGGGGGAUACAGUAUCUCAGCCAACUAUAUCAUCUACAUGUACAUCUAGAACACCUGAAGAAGUAAAAAUUUUUGAAGCCAGACGUAAAAGAUGUGCUGAACGAGAAUCCCGACGAAUACGACGUCAACGUGCUAGAGAAUUACAAAAUCCUAAUGUCAUACAAGUUCACAUUGAUGGAACUAGUACGGAUGAUGAAGAACCACAGGCUACAAUUGUUAAACGUUCAGCUGAUAUAGACGCUUUACUAGUAGAUGCAAAUGCUUUAUUCGAAGAUGUUGUUGAAGAAUUUUGUGAAUUACCAUUAAUCCUUGAAAGAUUUAUAGAAUGGCGUAAUAAAUAUCCUGAAUCAUAUCAACAAGCUUAUGUAUCAUUGUGUUUACCACAAUUAUUUAGUCCUAUAAUACGAAUUCAAUUAAUCGGUUGGAAUCCUUUAAGUAAUCAUGCUGAUCCGAUUGAAGAAAUGAAAUGGUUUCAAGAUUUGUUAGACUUUUGUAACCUUCCAUCAGUUGACAAUAAUAAAAAUACAAAGUCAACUAUUUUAAAUAGUAAUAAAACUGAUAAAAGCAAUAAUAAUAAUAAUGAAAAUAAAAAUGCCAGUAAUAAUAAUAAUAACUUGGAUAAAACUGCUGGUAAUCUUGAUGAUGAUCUUCGUAUAAUACCAAAGUCAAUUGAAAAGAUUGUUUUACAACGAAUAAAUGAACUAGUCUGCGCUUCAUGGGAUCCUUUAUCAGAGAAACAAUCUUUACAACUUGUCAAUUUAAUGCAUAAUUUAUGCUCAACUUAUCCAACGAUUUGUAUUGGUAGUCGUCCAACAGAAAAAUUAUUCACUUCCAUUGUUAAACGUAUUGAAAAUACAAUACAAGAAGAUAUUUUCAUACCACUCUAUUCAAAAACUCUAAUGCAACAUCGUCAAGGUCCAGCUUUCAUAUUCUUCGAACGUCAAUUUAACAUGGGAUUAAAGCUCUUAAAAAAUAUUCUACUAUGGUCAAAUCUAUUGAGUAUAGAUACAUUAAAACAUAUUACUCUUACUUGUUUAAUAAAUCGUUAUCUUUUAGUUGGAUUAGCUUGUUUAUUAUCAGUUGUUACACUUAAAUCAAAUGAUGAUAAAUCUAAUCUCAUAAUGAAUUCAUCAUUUCCAACUAGUUUAUCAUCAAUUGAUCAAUCAGGUUCAUUAGCUUUUCGUGAUGCUGUACAAAAAUUAAAAAUGAUAGUUGAUUUAUUACCUCAUGAAUGGUUGAAAUUAUCAAGUCCUUCAAUAAAACGAGAUGACGAUGAUCGUGGUCAUGAUGAUGAUGAUGAUGAUGGUGAAUCUUCAACAAAAGUUUCAUUCACUGGAGUUUCAGAUCCACUUAAUCAAAUUAAAAGAUUUUUAACACAAUUAUUAGAAAAUAUACCACCGACUCGAAUGUAUACAGAUAUUACUGUUGGUCAAGCAGAUAUUCAAAUCAUUGAACGGGAAUGCAUGGGAACUUUGUUACAACUAAGAGAUUUAUUGAAGAAUUGAUCCUAUAUCCAUGAUAUGAAACUUACAUUAAAUUCAAGUGUAUGUAUUUGUGUGUAUCUGCAUAUAUGUACAUAAUUUGUUUUAAUAAUUUCAUAAAUGAGUUUUGGAAACAAGAAUUUAAAGGUAAUUCCAUCCACAAAUACAUGUGAACUUGUAAAAUAAAAAAAAAGUACUGAAGAUUCCUUUUUACUGCGUCGUUUUUUUUCUUUUUCUGAAUAUUAUAUAUAUAUAUAUAUAUAUAUUUCAGUGGUUGAAAUCAUAAGUCAAUUGAAGCUAGACCACCAUGGAAAACCUGGAAGCACUGGACGACCAUUUCGUCCUAGUAUGAGACUUCUCAGCAGUGCGGGGGCAGGACCGUGGAUGCGCACUACUGAAGAGUCCCAAAAUAGGACAAAACGUCCGUCCAGUGCUUCCAGGUUUUCCAUGGUGGUCUAGCUUCAAUUGACUCAUGAUUUCAACCAGUGAGACUUAUAAAAAUCUCCACAAAACCCAUUCUGAUAAUAUAUAUAUAUAUAUAUAUAUAUAUAUAUAUAUAUAUACAUUGGGUUGUGUGUAGUGUUCUCCUGUCUCUGGUUGUACUAUCAAUCAGUAUCUAACGUGUUUGAAUUAUCUGUCCAGACUUGUUAUUAUUUUUAUUCGAUUUUAUGAUAUCCUCUAUUUUAUUAUGAUUAAACAAUGACAUUGGUGAAUUAACAAUAAUGAAGUUUUAUAUGUUGAUUUUAUUACGAAUGAAAAAGAAAAGCACUACGUAAUAGCGUUGUUACUUGCUUACAGUUCGUGUUAUUUUACGAUAGUUUUAUGUGAU
Molecule: messenger RNA, 3690 nt
Organism: Schistosoma haematobium
Lineage: Eukaryota; Metazoa; Platyhelminthes; Trematoda; Strigeidida; Schistosomatidae
Gene: GCFC1
Product: GC-rich sequence DNA-binding factor
Exons: 17
Coding region: 48-2885 (945 amino acids)
Biological process (GO): mRNA splicing, via spliceosome
Cellular component (GO): nucleus
Molecular function (GO): DNA binding
Source: RefSeq, a predicted model, not a curated record